UUUUCCAUGUCGUGUCAUCUCAGGCGCCCCGAACUAGUAUAGCACCGCCAAUGAGUACUUGUAUUCAGUCCCAACUACACCAGGUCCCGCCUUCCCCUGUGGUAGCCUCCACGUUGUCCCACUUCCCUGGCGACGCCUCCACGCUUCGCGCAUCAAUGCUUCAGGGAUCAAUCAAGCUGAUGGGGCUUGGUAAGUGUUUUGAGUUUUCUGGCAUCCGUCCUGUGGUAGUUUCUGGUAGAGCCAUACAUAUUGAAUAUGGACCCUUUCAGCCCGAAUUCCUGGGACACGUCUUUCCUACUUUUCGCAUGCUUGUUCGCAUGCUUGCAACCUUCAAAGACAGUCUCCCGAUACCUCACUCAUUCGGCAGGGGACAUCUUUUGCGAAAAUGGCAUCAUUUGUGACCGAGAUGUGGACGUGGUAUGCGGUGACACUGAUGCUUGUUGGCGCGCGAUUUCUGUCGCGACGACUUUUCUUCCAUUCUUUCAAGGCCUUCCAGUCGGAUGAUUGGCUGAUGCUCUUUGUUAUUUCUGUAUACACGUCAAUGCUUAUCGUUAUCCACAUCCAAACGUUCACGCCCACCAACCUCUUGAACCCGGCCGACAAUAUCGUUCUUACCCCCGAAGAUAUCAAACUCAGAGAGUAUGGAUCGAAAUUGGUACUUGUUACCGAACACCUUCAGAUGGUUGUGAUCUGGAGCUUGAAGGGCUGCUUGUUGAUCCUUUAUUCUCGUAUGACUAUGAGUUUGCGACAUAGCAUAAUGGUGAAAGUAGUAGCAGGCUAUACUGUGGGAAGCUUUGUCGUAAUGGAGAUCUUAUGGUUUAUCUGGUGUCGACCCUUUAGUGACUACUGGAAGGUUCCUGCACCAAGCCUUAACUGCUCCGCCGAAACGAACCACAUGAUCACAAAUGCCGUUUUCAACAUCUCGACCGACAUCAUGAUCAUCUGCUUGCCCAUGCCAAUCCUCAUCAGCUCGCAGCUCCCACUCCGCCGCAAACUCACACUAUGUAGCAUCUUUGCUUUGGGGUCCUUUACUAUUCUCGCCGCCAUCCUUUCCAAAUACUACAGUUUAGGCUCUCCCUAUGGCACGGACUGGAUUUAUUGGUAUAUCCGCGAAGUCUCAACGGCCAUCAUCACGGCAAACCUUCCAUUAACAUGGACACUACUCCAACGCAUCUUCGGCACUAGCAGCUUCUUCUCCCGCAACAAAUCCUCCGGCGCACGAACCGGCGUAACCGGCGACCCAGCCAGACAAUCCCGGUUCCGCUCUACAUAUGGUAACCUCACUAGUGCCACCGGUACUAAGGUUAGGAAGCCGAAGGAUCCGCAUCCUAUCGACAUCAGUCCGUCUGAGAGCCAGGAGCAAAUCGCUGGGGAUCAAGGGAUUCAGAUGAAGAUCUGGCAGCACUCCGAAGUGCUUGUGACUUCGGAGGAAGUGGAAUGCGUAAGAGAUGGAGCGGCGAGCGCCGCUGAUUCAGACAAAGAUAAAGAGUCACUGCACAGUCCGAGUGCAAGUCUUGAUGGCGACCGGAUCGUGCGGACUGUAGACAUGGGAGUCUCCACGGACAUUUCUCGUGCAAAGUUAAACACUUAGCUGGCCGUAGAGAUGAUUUUUCUUAUAUAAUAUCCUAUCUCAGCGAUCUCUCCCGCGCGUUUUGAUGAAACAAUCUCUGAAUUGAUGCAAUCCUACUGAUGAUUGAUCCAACAUGAAAAGCCGGUCAAUAGCCACUGUCAGGUAACAGUCCUCGGAGAAUAAUGACGCGAUCAAUCACGAAACCACUGUACUCCAGAACAGGAAGAUCGACCAGAACACACUCAAGAGGUACUUUCAAGCUGGUGACAUGCCUCAA
This is a messenger RNA of Periconia digitata, 1847 nucleotides long. The record is from the annotation of a GenBank genome assembly. NCBI's taxonomy places the organism in Eukaryota, Fungi, Ascomycota, Dothideomycetes, Pleosporales, Periconiaceae.